CGCUGAUCUAGCACAAUACGUUCCGUCAGACUGACAAUAACCCAGCGAGGCCUCUUCAGGGUAUCCAGAAUGCGAGUGCACAAGAUCCCCGCAAUCAAAAUUGACCGUCGGACAUCUGGUCGAUAUUUGAUCCUUCUCCAGCCGUUGAGCAUCUCCAUCAGACAGUAUCACUAUGGACGCUGCUCAAGCUGCGAUUGCCGAGGCGGCAGGGACUAUUGGAUCGAGAUUCGAAUCGCAGAAGACUGUCGACGAAGCUAGAGAGCGGAAGGAUAGAGAAUGGAAGGAUGCUUACGCAAAAAUCGGCCAAGAGCCUCCACCCAAAUCAGAAGAACCAGUUCAUGAUGGUAGAACGCUGUACGAGAGACUCCAAAUCAAUAAAGAAGCGAAGAAUCAAGAAUGGGACGCCAAGAUGAAGUUAUCAAACCAGUACAGAGGUCUCGAUACGGAAGAACAAAAGUUUCUAUCUGAUAAAGCGGCAGAGAGGAGAGCAGAGGAGAAGAAGAGACAGGACGCAGAGAACGCCGAAGUUAUGGAGUACCGAGAACGCCUGGCAGCUCGUAACGCCACAGAAUUAUCAGCUCCGGAGUACCAACCUCAACCAUCGUCGUCCAAAUCCAGUAGCUCAAACCCUCGUAUACCACCGAAACCAGCCAAGAAGGAUGUGAAAAGUCUCAUGAAGGGCGUCGUCGUAAAGAAGAAGCCAAAAGUCGUAUCAACUACAAAGGCCGGGGACAAGCCGUCCGAGGAAAAGAGUCAAGAGAGCGCUGGUGUAGAGCCGGCUGCGUGGUUGGACGGUACGAAAGGAAAACGGAAAGUCGAGAGCGAGGAGGCGAGCGAUCACGACCCGGGCAAAAAGACAAAGGUGUAGAUGACCCCAGGCAUGGAAGACCUUUUCUACCUUUUCUCAGUUGUAAAAUGUCAAGAUCUGCCCUUUGCAACAUGCACAGUUUCAUUCAUG
Molecule: messenger RNA, 958 nt
Organism: Kockovaella imperatae
Lineage: Eukaryota; Fungi; Basidiomycota; Tremellomycetes; Tremellales; Cuniculitremaceae
Product: N-terminal domain of NEFA-interacting nuclear protein NIP30-domain-containing protein
Exons: 6
Coding region: 173-868 (231 amino acids)
Cellular component (GO): nucleus
Source: RefSeq, a predicted model, not a curated record